CCGCGGCGUCCCGCCCUUCCGGUCCCGAGGCCGGUCCACCGCAUCUGCUUUCCGCCCGGCGCCGGCUGUGGGCGCGACGGUCGCCUCGUUCCGCCGCCGCGAGGCCCUUCCGGCGCACAAGCACGCAAUGUCGGGCCCCAACGGGGACCUGGGCAUGCCGGUGGAGGCGGACGUGGAAGGCGAGGACGGCGGCUUCGGGGAAGCAGAGUACGCGGCCAUCAACUCCAUGCUGGACCAGAUCAACUCGUGCCUGGACCACCUGGAGGAGAAGAACGACCACCUGCACGCGCGGCUGCAGGAGCUGCUGGAGUCCAACCGGCAGACGCGGCUGGAGUUCCAGCAGCAGCUCGGGGAGAGCCCGGGCGACGCCCGCUCCUAGCCCAGCACGGCCCGCGGCCCGCCCGCCAGUUAGCGCCCUGCCUGCCUGUCCCCGGGGCGCUGCCCACUCCGCCCAGGCCCGAGUGCCCGCAUUAAACGGAUCUCUGACGUCA
Molecule: messenger RNA, 491 nt
Organism: Sorex araneus (European shrew)
Lineage: Eukaryota; Metazoa; Chordata; Mammalia; Eulipotyphla; Soricidae
Gene: BBLN
Product: bublin coiled coil protein
Exons: 2
Coding region: 128-379 (83 amino acids)
Source: RefSeq, a predicted model, not a curated record